GGGUUGAGCAUCAUGAUGGCAAAAAGAAAUUCCUCCCUAGUCACAACAUUUGCCUUCCUUUCAUGUGGAUACCUUUGUAGCUCCUACCAAGAGGUUAAAUCUGUUGUGUUGCGUACGCUGAAUCGAGCCAGGUUAAAUGUGGCUAUAGAUUCCUUCCUUAAGACAGGGAGAGUUCCAACACUGGAGGAGGGAAAUAGGAUGGAAAAAAUAUUCAGUUUUCCCUGGUCAAAAGAGAGGCCUAUUGUUCUCGAUAUGCAACAUGUAUAUAACAGCACUUGAUGCACAUUUUUUGGCGACUAAAAUUCAAAUUUGUCG
This is a messenger RNA of Camellia sinensis, 315 nucleotides long. The record is from RefSeq and is a predicted model, not a curated record. Lineage: Eukaryota; Viridiplantae; Streptophyta; Magnoliopsida; Ericales; Theaceae.